UUUCAGGGACUUAUAACGAUGAGAUACAAUUGGGAAGUAUACAAAGGAGAAAGCACAGAAUCUGAAGAUCUUCUUUUCUCAGCAAAGGAACCAAAUAUAUUAUCCUUGAAAACAUCACUUGAUGUCACUUUACCGCCAAACCAAAAUUCAACAGACAUAAUUAGUAGUAUCGAGCCAGAUUUUCGAACAUUUGGUCGUUAUAUCGGCUCUUCUUUCAAACUCUUUGAGCCAAUUCACAACACUCUUCUUGCUGAGGUGGUUCAUGAUUUCACAUGGGGAGGACUUAUAAAAGGGAGUUACAGCUUCAAAGUGAGAGUGAAUCCAUAUGUAGAUUUUGCGUUUGUUGUGGCGUUACUUGUAAUCGCGGAUGAUACUUCCAAUCUACGUUAGACAUAGAUUUCUACUAAUGUCAGUCACAUUUUGUUUA
This is a messenger RNA of Camelina sativa (false flax), 427 nucleotides long. The record is from RefSeq and is a predicted model, not a curated record. NCBI's taxonomy places the organism in Eukaryota, Viridiplantae, Streptophyta, Magnoliopsida, Brassicales, Brassicaceae.